UCACUAUAAAUGAAGGCCUCCGGCUACGAUCUGCAGGAGAAAAAACAGUCAGAAGCUAAGGAAGAAAAAGUAUAGACACAGUGAUACAAUGGCCUGCAUCAACACAUUCCAGAGCUGCUCCGUCCUCAAGGGAGCAAAGAUCAAUGGUACCAAGAUCGGAGGAGGGAGGGGAUCACCAACCUUCCGGUGCCGGGCAUCGACGUUCAUGGACGGGAGCCUCCGGCUAGAGAUCGACGAGAACCCUGAAGCCAUCAUCUCCGGUGAGUGGCCGGAGAACUUCUCCCUGCUCAGCUACGACGAUCUCCGCGCCUACCUCCAGUCACAGGAGGCCGCUGCUCAAGCCGACAACCAGCGUGUGGCGCUCCUGAGUGAAGCCAUGUCGGCGCCUGUGCUGGUAGCCACUGCCGAGCAGACGCUGGAGGAGGUUGAGUGCCACUUUGAGACGGUCUCAGGUCUCCCAGUUAUAGAUGCCAGCCUCAGAUGUGUUGGAGUGAUCGUCAAGAGUGACCGGGCCAGGGCUUCUCAUGGGUCAAAGACGAAGAUUGCAGAAGUGAUGACCUCUCCAGCCAUCACUCUACCAUCUGACAAAACAGUAAUGGAUGCGGCAGCUCUGAUGCUAAAGAAGAAGAUCCACAGAUUACCAAUUGUAAAUCAGGACAGACAAGUGAUAGGUAUAGUUACCCGUGCUGACGUUCUUCGCGAGUUGGAAGCCCUGCUGGAGGUUUAGACGUGCAGUGGUCCAUAUGCUUCGGCCUUGUUGUAUAUAUGUAAAUAUAUGCCAUGGUGUUUUUGAAUAGCAGGCAUCUCUAAUCUGUAAGAGUGUUGUAGCGCGAAUCACCAAGAUAAGCCUGAGAAAAUAACCGGAGAGCUUUUCUUUGUACAAUAAGCACACUAUGAGACCUCCAGUGUUGUAUGCCUGUGAAAAAAUUUACGUUAGUGAAUGGUCUCCACAACAACAUAGAUGAAUGAAUAUGCCUAGUUAUCUUUCAGAACAAAACCACCAAGGUGCUUCAAAGAUGGAUAUAAAAGUGACCUUAUUGAA
This is a messenger RNA of Oryza sativa Japonica Group (Japanese rice), 1042 nucleotides long. The record is from RefSeq and is a predicted model, not a curated record. NCBI's taxonomy places the organism in Eukaryota, Viridiplantae, Streptophyta, Magnoliopsida, Poales, Poaceae.